AUAAUGGAGCCAUCAGGGGGAGGGACAUAUGCAAACACAAAAGCCUGAUGGUGCUGCCAUAAGUGACAGAAAACAACGGAGACGCUAAAGGAGCAGUUUUGUGCCUGAGCUGCAGCCAUGAAGAAAGCAGAACGGCUGUAGAAGAGGGAACCGAUGUAAUUUUUAUGGUCAGCUCUUCAUCUGACAGAAGUCAGAAACCAAGAGGAACACCUCUUUGUGUUAGCAGGGUUGGACCGGUGGAGAAGACGGCUGGAUAGACGGGCUUUAGUGGUGUACAUCAAGGAGAUAAACUUCAUCAAUGAAGACACCUGGCAUGGCUGUAUUCAAGCAACAUAAUGUGGAUGAUUUCUAUGAAAUUGGACAAGAACUUGGAAGUGGGCAGUUUGCUAUUGUCAAACGCUGUAUAGAGAAGAGUACAGGCGUUGAAUAUGCAGCCAAGUUCAUCAAGAAGCGCCAGAGUCGAGCCAGCAGACGUGGUGUAAGAAGAGAGGAGAUUGAGAGGGAAGUGGACAUCCUUCUGCAGCUCCAGCACGACAAUAUUGUAGAGCUGCAUGAUGUGUAUGAGAACCGCACAGACGUGGUGCUCAUCCUUGAACUGGUGUCUGGAGGAGAGCUGUUUGAUUUCUUGGCUCAGAAGGAGUCUCUCAGUGAAGAAGAGGCCACUCGGUUUAUCAAACAGAUCCUAGAUGGAGUCCAGUACCUCCACUCCAAGAGGAUUGCACAUUUUGAUCUGAAGCCUGAAAACAUAAUGCUGCUGGACAGGAAUGUUCCUCUACCCCGCAUCAAACUCAUAGACUUUGGACUUGCACACAAAAUAGAAGCUGGGGCAGAUUUCAAAAACAUUUUUGGAACCCCUGAAUUUGUUGCUCCAGAGAUAGUCAACUAUGAGCAACUGGGAUUGGAGGCAGACAUGUGGAGCAUUGGAGUCAUCACAUAUAUACUUUUGAGCGGCGCGUCACCUUUCCUUGGAGACACAAAACAGGAAACCCUUGGAAACAUUUCUGCGGUGAAUUACGAGUUUGACGAGGAGCUCUUUAGCAAUACAAGUGAGCUGGCCAAGAGCUUCAUUAGUCAGCUCCUGGAGAAGGACACAAGAAAACGGAUGACCAUACAAGACGCCCUAAACCAUCACUGGAUUACGUCCUGCGGCCCGAUGGAAGAGGAUUGUGCUGCCCGUGAGGCUGAGAAGAAAGCAGAGCAGCUGAAGACGAAGCGUCUAAAGGAGUACACCAUCCAGUCCCACUCCAGCAUGCCCCAGAACAACACGUAUGCCAACUUUGAACGUUUUGCCCAUGUGGUGGAGGAAGUCAGUCUGAUGGAGACAGGUCUGUCGGACGUGGCAGAGGCCCGACACACUCUGCAGGUUGAUAUAGAAGCACUGCUCUCUAUCUACAACGACAAGGAGGCCUGGUACAAAGAGGAGAAUGAGACUGCAAGGAAGCAACUGUCCCAGGUCCGGUACGAGUUACGCAAAGUGGAGGCCACAAGGGGCCUGCUGCAGGAGGACAUUAGGUCUAUAAAUGCCAGUCUGGAGAGCAUCAGUGGGAAGUACAGCCAGAGGCAGAGUCAGCUGGACGCUCUGAGGCAGGAGCUGAACUCUGAACUGCAGUGGUUGCAGGACGUGAUGAACUCUCUGCUUCCAGAAGGAACCAACGGCAGCAUGCACAGCAGCAGUCCGAAUACAGACACAAGGCCCCCUCUGAAGGAGCUUCUUCAUCCGUCCUGCAAGAGGGAACUGUGCCCCGAGGCCAAACAGCCACUCACAGAGUCCGGCUAACAUAUACAAAUGAAACAUAUUUUUAAUUGACCUUAAAAAUUUCAUAUUUUCAAAAAUGAGGCUUCUACAAAUUGUUUUCAGCUGCACCAACCUUUCAAUGUGUAUCUGUGUAGUUUUUAUCUUUUCUUUAUUUAACAUAUUUUUGUGAAUUAAAGUAAACGUUAAGAAUGGGAAUUUGAGGUAAAUUUGAGGAAAUCUAUUACUGAGAGUUAGAUGAGUAGAUUGAGCCCCCUCUCAUAUGUGUACGGUAAAUAUAAAGCUACAGGUAGGAGACGAUUAGCUUUGCUUAGCAUGAAGACUGGGCAAUAUACAAAGGUAACAAAAUAUCUGCCUACCAGCACCUCUAGAGCUCACUGUUACAUUUAGUUUAAUACUGAUUUGUAAAAAGGGCAAUUGUGGUUUUACGGUACAGUGACACCAAAAAGUAUGUCCCCCAUAAAUAUCAACUUGUCAUUUUUACACUUUCUUUUUUGUUCUGAUUAAAUAAAUGAUACAUGAAAUGUAUAUUAGUGAGC
This is a messenger RNA of Etheostoma cragini (Arkansas darter), 2292 nucleotides long. RefSeq names its product death-associated protein kinase 2b (gene dapk2b). NCBI's taxonomy places the organism in Eukaryota, Metazoa, Chordata, Actinopteri, Perciformes, Percidae. The transcript has 10 exons. Gene Ontology annotation, cellular component: nucleus; cytoplasm. Bases 299 to 1777 code for a protein of 492 amino acids. Gene Ontology annotation, molecular function: protein serine/threonine kinase activity; ATP binding. The record is from RefSeq and is a predicted model, not a curated record. Gene Ontology annotation, biological process: intracellular signal transduction; positive regulation of apoptotic process; protein phosphorylation.